Messenger RNA from Eptesicus fuscus (big brown bat), 890 nucleotides. It is a transcript of the gene TMA16, whose product is annotated as translation machinery associated 16 homolog. Gene Ontology annotation, cellular component: nucleus. The record is from RefSeq and is a predicted model, not a curated record. The coding region runs from base 104 to 715 and encodes 203 amino acids. Lineage: Eukaryota; Metazoa; Chordata; Mammalia; Chiroptera; Vespertilionidae. The transcript is spliced from 8 exons.
CCGGCUUCUCCGGGCCCCACGUGUGUUCUGCCAGGAACCCCUGUGUGAGCUGAGGCGCCGCCGUCGGUGAGGCUGCCCGACGUGGAGUGCAGAGGACGUCACCAUGCCUAAAGCACUAAAGGGAAAAAGUGUAGGCCGAGAAAAAAAAGUCAUCCAUCCAUAUAGUAGAAAAGCAGCUCAAAUUACGAGGGAGGCCCACAAACAAGAAAAAAAGGAAAAGUUGAAGAAUGAAAAGGCAUUGCGUCUCAAUCUUAUUGGUGAAAAACUGCAGUGGUUUCAAAAUCAUCUGGAUCCCCAAAAAGGAGGAUAUUCAAAGAAAGAUGCUUGUGAAUUAAUUGAAAGGUAUUUAAAUCGAUUCAGCAGUGAGCUGGAGCAGAUUGAAUUACAUAACAGCAUCAAAGACAGGCAGGGAAGGCGGCACUGUUCCCGGGAGACAGUCAUCAAACAGACGAUGGAGCGGGAGCGACAGCAGUAUGAAGGCUAUGGCCUCGAGAUCCCAGAUAUUCUAAAUGCAGGUAAUCUGAAAACUUUUAGGGAAUGGGAUUUUGAUCUGAAGAAAUUGCCAAACAUUAAAAUGAGAAAAAUGUGUGCUAAUGAUGCAGUUCCCAAGAAGCACAAGAAGAAAACUACUACACCUGUGGACAAAGAUUUAGGGGAGCUACAGCUACAUGAGGAAUCAAGUGACUCAGAUGAGGAAAUGACUGCAGUGGCCUAAUUGUUCUUUACUUGAGUUGAAAAUAGGAUCACCUAAUCUCACAUUUGGAGGCAUGGACAGCAACCUGUUUUCUGAAAGGGUCCUGUGGAUACUCCUUCAGCAGUGAUGAUAGCAAUAUUGCCUUUCACUAAUGUUCCUCUUAAACAUUAAAUCUAAAUAUAAUAUGGAAUGCUUA